Ceraceosorus guamensis is the source of this 2950-nucleotide messenger RNA. RefSeq lists its product as hypothetical. Gene Ontology annotation, biological process: proteolysis; protein catabolic process. The transcript has 5 exons. Lineage: Eukaryota; Fungi; Basidiomycota; Exobasidiomycetes; Ceraceosorales; Ceraceosoraceae. Gene Ontology annotation, molecular function: ATP binding; ATP hydrolysis activity. The coding region runs from base 486 to 2867 and encodes 793 amino acids. The record is from RefSeq and is a predicted model, not a curated record. Gene Ontology annotation, cellular component: mitochondrial matrix.
CAUGUGUGCUUGCGCUUCACUCUCUCAUCGAGCGCAUUCGCGGCUGCCUCACGCUGGCCUUUGCGCACGCUCCACAAUCUCGCGACUCCUAUUGUGAGCCAUCCUGCGUUCGCCGCCCACUGACUGCCCUUUGCGACUACCAGCUGCAGAGUGGCACUCGCUCUGAUUCGAUCUCAGUGGCCGCAGGCCAUCAUCCCAGUCUUGAGUCUUUCGAAUCUCUGCGACACAGUCCCCCACCACCAGGCCUUUGCUGCUGCUUGCACUUUCAGGUGCACGCUUCAUGUUGCCUAUGCUCACGUUCUGCACAUCUUAUGGCCCAGGAUUACGUGACUCAGGGGGAGCAGAUCUCAUAGCAGACGAGCACCUCGACUACCGCGUGCAGACGUAGCCUCUAGCGGCGACUCCAAAGUCGCUUUGUCGCGGCACGCAUCGCCGCGGGGUUUUUGCGUCGCGGUCUCGAGGUGGACAUAUCUACUUCGUAGAAGAUGCUUGGACCAGCGGUGCGGACUGCGAGUGGUCCUUCGAGAGGGCUCCAGGCGGCCUUGUCUUGCGCUUCUCCAUACUUGGUAGCCAACUCGGCAUGCGCAUCCCACAGGCAGGGCAAGCAUUGCCGCACCACCACACCUGCAUUUUGCACACCAAACAGGCCUCGCUCUACAUCUCUGCCGCCUCUGGGAGCUCGCUUCUCUUCAAGCUCUGCCACACCUCCUCGCUCUCGUGCAAUCUCCUCCAAAGAUGCGCUAGCGUCCAUAGCCUCCGAUCAAGGUCCUAUUCCUACUCCCAAGCAGCUCAUGGCUCAUCUAGACGCGUACGUCAUUGGUCAAGCCACUGCCAAAAGGACGCUCUGCGUAGCUGUGCACAACCACUUGCUCAGGUGCAGAAUAGAGGAUGCGCAAAGCUGGGAAGAGCAGCGCAAAGGCGAGAUAUCUGAGGAGGAAGGUACAGAUAAUGUGCCCGGAAGCGCGUCGAAGGAGGUGAAGAGGCAAAUCCCUUUUGCAAACAGAGGCUUGACCACGGGCGCCUCGGGAUAUCGCAACAGGCCGCGUAAAUCGCGGUCUCUCCAUCCUGAUAGUCUCCAUCAGGCGCAAGAGCACGAGACGGGGCCAGGGUCUAGGUACGAAGAAGACAUCUUGACCGACUGGGCUGGUCAAGCCAAGGGCCGUCGCUACGUGGAUGGUUACGCCCAAGACGAUGCUGGUGAUGGCAGACCAGAGGCUCAUGCAUCAGGCAGCAGCCAGAAAUUUUUCAACUCGAAUCUGUCGGAGAGUGACAUGCGAGCGCAGCGACAACUUGAGUGGACACGAACGCCUGCAGAUCCCGCUCCUCACUCAGCUUCAAGAGCCGACUCGUCCACUUCUGGCUCGAGUCACGCGAGGAAUCGCGGCCCUGCCCGCACAACUUCGAGCCUCGGAAUCGUUUCCAGUGCAGAUGACAAGCCCAGAUUACCGCGACCGAACGUCCUGCUUCUGGGCCCAUCCGGCUCCGGCAAGACGCUGCUGCUCUCCACCUUAGCUCGAGCACUACGACUGCCCUUUGUGCAUGUAGACGCAACUCCCUUGACCCAGGCGGGUUACGUUGGCGAAGAUGCGGAAAAUAUCGUAGCAAGGCUGUUGUCGGCUGCAGGCGGAGAUGUCCAAGCCGCUCAGCGAGGUAUCGUUGUCCUUGAUGAAGUGGACAAGCUAGCGCGCAGACCUGGGGAUUCUGCUUCGAAAGACGUGUCCGGUGAAGGCGUGCAGCAGUCGCUCCUCAGGAUAUUGGAAGGGGCAAUCAUCAGCGUGCCGGAAAAGGCAGCCGCUGGCAAUGCUGCGCAGGCUGCUGCUGCUUCUGCUCCUGGCUCAGCCAAAGCUGGAAGACAAACGCAACAGCCUUGGUGGCCCCCAGGCAGAGAAGCAGAGAAAAGGCAGGAAGGUCCACGUCUCGUCGAUACCUCUGGGAUACUGUUUGUGCUUUCCGGGGCUUUCAUCGGUCUCGACGACGUCAUCAAACGGAGAUUGAGAGGUGUUGCUGCUGCUUCAGCAGUAGAAGGUCGCGAAGUAGACCAAAGCCGGCGUGCUGCUGCUGCUGCCGCUUCCCGGAGAGCAUCAGAUCUCUACGAUCUGGCCGAGGUCGAAGACCUGACAGCAUAUGGCCUGAUUCCCGAGUUCAUUGGUCGCGUGCCCGUGAUGGCUGCUCUGAGCGCUCUUUCUGAAGAAGAAUUGCUGAGAGUCAUGACCGAACCUCGACAUUCCUUGACGCAAGAAUACGAAACGCUGUUCCGAGCAUACGGGGUGGAGCUGCGCUUCACUUCCCUGGCGCUGCAAGUCUUUGCUUCUCAGGCUGUCAGUCGAAGAACAGGCGCUCGUGCAUUGCGGAGAAUGGUGGAAACGACGCUGUUGGACGCGCAAUUCACGGCCCCAGGCAGCUCGAUCAAAUACGCGUUGGUCGACUGUGCGGCAGCUCGGGGAGAUUCCGAUGUGCAGCUGUUUUCGAGGGGCGCAAAAUCAAUGUUCGAGAGGGCGUGGGAGGAAGAGAAAGGCUCCGCACAGAAGAAGGGCAAAGCUUCGUGCGCGGGCAAACCCUUCAAGAAGGACGGUCAGAGCGCCAGUUCGAAUCGAUCGCAGGCGCAAGGAUCGCUCGACUGGGGCCAGGGCAUGGGCAUUCCGCCUGAAGUGAGGCGGGCCAGACAAGCUGCGAUGAGCUCGGCGAGGCCUGGCGCACGAAGCACAUCGGCGUCAUCCAGCGCUGCGCGGCAUUCUGGAUCCAAUGGUGGCGUCAAAUCUGGAGCGCGCAAGACGUUGCGAUCGGACGAAACUACUCUGCGACGCGCGAUACGGACACGGCUUUCCAGGCCUUCGCGAGUAGGCAAUUUGCGCAUCAUUGCAGAGUAAUUGCCCAUUUUAUUUUACAACUCCUGUGCUUGAGCUCUGCAAGGAAUGCACAGAGGUCCAGACGAACGGCACGUCUGGUGCGU